UGAGAAUUGUGGAAUUUAUUUCAGAUCUAUUUGAAGUUUGUCUCUCUGCAACAGAAAUCCUGUGAGGAUUCAUUCAUUAGUUAACUCUCUGACCUUACAUGGAGCCGAAGGACUCUGGAUAAUACACAGCUUCAUUAUGGCCCCCAAGAAACCAGAGUUAAAGAAGGAAACCGUCAAACCGACUCCAGAACCAGAACCUGCUAAAGAACCAGACUUCGACCCUCGCAGCAUCAAGAUCGAGUUCAGCAGCGAGCAAACUGAAGAGUUUAGAGAAGCCUUCCAGCUGUUUGACAGAACUGCAGAGAGUCUGAUGAAGAUCUCGUUCUCUCAGUGUGGAGACGUGAUGAGAGCUUUGGGACAAAAUCCAACAAACGCCGAAGUCCUCAGAGUCCUGGGACGACCCAGACCCGAAGACAUGGACAAUAACCUGAUGGAUUUUGAGACCUUCCUGCCGAUGCUGCAACAUGUUGCUCAGUCGAGAGACAAAGGGACGUACGAGGACUUUGUUGAAGGCCUCAGAGUUUUUGAUAAAGAAGGGAACGGGACGGUGAUGGGAGCUGAGCUGAGACACGUUCUGGUGACUCUGGGAGAGAGGAUGAAGGAGGAGGACGUGGAGCGGCUGCUGGCGGGUCAGGAGGACGCUAACGGAUGUAUUAACUAUGAAGCGUUCAUCAAACACAUCCUGGCCGGCUGAGGAGACACGUCGGACGGUUUGUGCAGAACGAGGCUCCUUUUCUUUCAUCAUGUUUGUUGUUUGGCCCAAACUUUUAUCUGUAUGAAUCCAGUUUCAAUAAAACCUCUACAGACACGUCAUCACUGUGUGUUGGCAGUUAAAC
This is a messenger RNA of Centropristis striata (black sea bass), 836 nucleotides long. RefSeq names its product myosin, light chain 4, alkali; atrial, embryonic (gene myl4). Gene Ontology annotation, molecular function: calcium ion binding. Gene Ontology annotation, cellular component: myosin II complex. The transcript is spliced from 9 exons. Lineage: Eukaryota; Metazoa; Chordata; Actinopteri; Perciformes; Serranidae. The record is from RefSeq and is a predicted model, not a curated record. Bases 137 to 694 code for a protein of 185 amino acids.